Messenger RNA from Apis laboriosa (Himalayan honeybee), 1427 nucleotides. RefSeq names its product carbonic anhydrase 2-like. Gene Ontology annotation, cellular component: cytoplasm. The record is from RefSeq and is a predicted model, not a curated record. The coding region runs from base 472 to 1338 and encodes 288 amino acids. The transcript is spliced from 7 exons. Gene Ontology annotation, molecular function: zinc ion binding; carbonate dehydratase activity. Lineage: Eukaryota; Metazoa; Arthropoda; Insecta; Hymenoptera; Apidae.
AAAGAAUGAAAAAGUUAUGUGAAAUUAUCAUAUAUAACAUAUAAUAAGUUUUCAUAGAUAAAAAAAUGCAAUGUCCUUGUUGCGUCCGUUAAACAAGUUUAUUAUUCAGCAACAUGUCAGCCAGACAUAUAUCAGAAGUUUUUGAUGUCGCGUGUAACGGUAUAAUCAUUGCAAUCAAAUUCGUAGGAGGAAAUCGAUACUCGUUGUUGAAUCGUAAAAGAACUAGUAUCCUAAUCGUGAAGGAAAGGAUUAAUUCAUCUGUGACGAAUCUAAUGCAAGAAGGAAACCAACUUGUAAAUCUUUCGUAAAUCGACUUUCACUAGAGUGUCAAGAAGUUCCCAUAAAGAGUUGGUUGUCGGCAAUUUCAGCUACGAUGGAAAUAGUGGACCAUUGCAUUGGGGCGAUGAAUACAAACAAUGCGUAGGAAAAUUCCAGUCACCCAUUGAUAUAGAAGAAAAGGAUGUCACAAACAUGACUUUUCCAAAACUCCAAUUUUCUGAUACAGAGAAUUCCCACGUAGCUUACAUGAUUAAUAAUGGCCAUACAGUGAUGAUUCGAAGUUUCGAUCCUGAUUUGCCCACGAUAUCAGGCGGGCCCAUCAAUAAUACAUACGUGUUUCAACAAUUACACUUUCAUUGGGGUCAAAAUGAUAAUCUUGGAUCCGAGGAUCUUAUUAAUAAUCACUCGUUUUCCAUGGAGUUGCACGCAGUCUUUUGGAAGAAACAAUAUGGCUCAUAUGAUAAAGCGACAGAAUAUUCUGAUGGCCUCACUGUGCUUGGAUACUUGUAUCAGGCCACAGAUAAAUCGAAUCCAGUUUUUGAAUCGAUUGUGUCUCAUAUAUUGAACAUAGCGGAAGUUGACAGCAAUAUAACAUUAAAUGAUAAUACUGUUCUGGGCAAAUUAAUUUCACCUGAUAUUGCAUCAGCGGAAAAUUAUUUUACAUAUAAAGGAUCAUUAACCACACCUCCAUGUCUCGAGAUUGUCCAAUGGAUCGAUUUUGUGGAACCUCAAUACCUUUCUCACGAACAGUUGGCUGUGUUUCGUAAAAUUCAAUCCAGUGAUGGAAGAAAUUUAACACAUAAUUUCCGUCCGGUGCAACCAUUAGAUGGUAGAAUAGUUUAUCGUAAUGUCCCAACUUCCAUGAUUUUCGGAACUACUAUUAUUACGUCAACAGAUUCUAAACAAACGAUGAAUAAUUCUAAAAAACUAAAGCCAACAAAACAAUCUAAUGAAGAAGAUUCUCACAAGGAAGAUGAUCAUAAUGGACAACAAAGCAUGUGGACCGUAUCACCAUUUGGAGUGAUACUUGGACUUAUUUUUCUUUUACAAUAUCAAUAAUAUAAGGAAGCUUUAGUCAAUUAUUUUGACUUUUAUGUAAUUUAAAAUAAUUAAUAAUAAAUAAGUAAAUUAAAUAAUAUUAUAUUUAA